This is a messenger RNA of Octodon degus (degu), 2329 nucleotides long. Its product is annotated as UPF0061 protein azo1574. The record is from RefSeq and is a predicted model, not a curated record. The transcript has 19 exons. NCBI's taxonomy places the organism in Eukaryota, Metazoa, Chordata, Mammalia, Rodentia, Octodontidae. The coding region runs from base 276 to 1883 and encodes 535 amino acids.
UAGGCUGAGCUGAGCGGGGCUGUGCUCUCUCUUCCGCCGUUGGCCGGCUCUCUCGCGUUGGAGAUCAGCGGGUGUGCGGGAGAGGUGGCGGCCCAGCCCGAGACCACCGAGCGUGGCCUUCUGGGGGCGACCCGGGUGCUCAGUGCUGGCCCGUGGGGAGCCGGUGACUUCCACAGUCGCGACGGAAGCCCCUUCGGGGCGCCAGCUGUUAGCGGCAGCGCCCUGCGCCAGACUUGGCAGUACAAAAGUUCUGUUGUGCCUGUGGAGGUAGGAAAAUGAAUCAAAGGAUCAGGCUGCAGUUUCGCUGCCUAACCCGGAGUCUCCGAUUUCCAAGUCUGCUUUUUCUGGGUGUGGCCUGCCACGCUGGCGCUCGCUGCCUUUUGCAAUCCGUUCUGGGAGGAAGUACUGGCCUUCUGCAGCACUCCAGUAACGAGUCAGAGCGCGAGCAGGGCUAUUGCGACACGGAAGAUAGACUGGCCCCAACUCUCGACUUUUGGACCCUGUCUUCUGAAAACCUUAUAGCUGUGUUUCCAGUUGAUCCUGUUAAAGAAAAUUAUGUUCGUAAAGUGGAAAAUUGUAUAUUUUCAAUCGCCUUCCCUACUCCUUUCAAAUCAAGAGUACAUCUUGUAGCAGUUUCAAAGAAUGUUCUCGAAGACCUUUUGGACCUUGAUGUAUCUGUCUCAGAAACGGACGAUUUUGUUCAGCUUGUAAGCGGUGGAAAGAUAGUGUUUGGAUCUGUUCCACUGACUCAUAGGUAUGGGGGCCACCAGUUUGGGGUAUGGACAGAUCAGCUUGGGGAUGGAAGAGCUCACCUUAUUGGAAUUUACACAAAUAGGCAGGGUGAAAAGUGGGAGCUCCAGUUAAAGGGCUCAGGAAAGACCCCAUACUCCCGAAGUGGUGAUGGUAGAGCAGUACUUCGCUCCUCAGUGAGAGAAUUUUUGUGCAGUGAGGCUAUGCAUGCCCUGGGGAUUCCAACCAGCAGGGCUGCAAGCCUGGUUGUAAGUGAUGAUGAUGUAUGGCGAGAUCAGUUCAACAGUGGAAAUAUCAAGAAAGAGCGAGGUGCAGUUGUGCUUCGUGUUGCAAAAUCAUGGUUUAGAAUUGGAUCAUUAGAAAUUUUGGCUCAUUAUGGUGAACUGGAUUUAAUGAGGAUACUGUUAGACUUCAUCAUACAGGAGCACUUUCCAUUAAUAGAUGUUAACGAACCUAAUAGAUACGUGGAUUUUUUUUCAACAGUAGUAUCUGGAACAGCGCAGCUUAUUGCCUUAUGGAUGUCUGUUGGUUUUGCUCAUGGUGUUUGUAAUACUGAUAACUUCAGUUUGUUAUCCAUUACUAUUGACUAUGGUCCAUUUGGCUUUAUGGAGGCCUAUAAUCCAGACUUUGUACCAAAUACAUCUGAUGAUGAAAGAAGAUAUAAAAUAGGAAAUCAGGCCAAUGUUGGGAUGUUUAACUUAAACAAGUUGUUACAAGCUCUAAACUUAUUACUGGAUUCUAGUCAAAAGCAGCUUGCUGCUCAGAUUCUUGGCGAGUACCCUGAUCUUUAUUAUACAAGAUUUAGAAAAUUGUUCAAAGCCAAGUUAGGAUUACUUGGAGAAGAGGAGGAGGAUGACGAGUUAGUUGCAUUUCUCUUACAUCUCAUGGGCGAGACAGAAGCCGAUUUUACAAUGACGUUUCGGCAGCUUAGUGAGAUAACUGAGAGCCAGUUACUGCAGCUCAACAUUCCUCAGCAAUUCUGGGCAUUAAAGACAGUUUCAAAGCAUGAACUCUUUCCUACCUGGGUGUCCAAGUACCUUUCAAGACUAAAGAGUAACAUCAAUGAUUCAGAUUCUAAAAGAAGAAAAAGAAUGAUAUCUGUUAACCCUCGUGCUGAAGAACUGGAUGGCUGAGUCUGCCAUACGGAAAGCAGAAAGGAAUGAUUUUUCAGAGGUCCGUCUUCUUCAGCAAGUUCUUCAGCAUCCUUUCCAGAAGCAUUCCGCAGCUGAGAAGGCGGGCUAUGCCUCACCUGCUCCUUCUUGGGCCAAAGACCUCAGAGUUAGUUGCUCAUCUUAAUCUCCAUCUUUCCAAAGGAAAAAUAAAUUCAGGACUACUCUCACUGGACUCAAUAAAAAAUAAUUCAUGUAAUAAAUUACUUUUCCCUUUCCCUUACUUUCUUGCCCCUCCCCUGCCUAGUUCUCCUUUUCAUAACAAAUUCUUCGUGAUUCUCUUCACUUUGAUGACAAUCAAUGAUUGUAUGACCAUAUGUAAUGAUUAUAUAUGAAAAUAUCUUAGUUCUAUAAAUAGGACUUUGUUCUUUGAAACAAAAUAAUGGGAAAAUAAAGUGUUAUUGGUUAAC